Messenger RNA from Rotaria sordida, 1315 nucleotides. The record is from the annotation of a GenBank genome assembly. NCBI's taxonomy places the organism in Eukaryota, Metazoa, Rotifera, Eurotatoria, Philodinida, Philodinidae.
AUGAACGAUGAAAGACAACAUAUACGUUCACCAAUACCAUUAGUGGAAGGUGAAAUUGCCAGUGCACAAGGUCCUUCUCGUCGUCGACAUCGUCAUCAUCAUCGUCAUCAUCAUAGUGAACAUGGUAUUUUUGGACAAGUACAUCAAUGGCGUCAAGCUCAUGGUCAUACGAGAGCUGGUGUUGAUGGUUAUGGUCAUAUUAACGAAGAUUUAAUCUUCAUUGAACGUGGUGAUCAUAGUCCACAUCGACAAGAACCACCAGCUGGUUAUGAAUAUAAGGGUAAAAUUGAAGUUCAAGGCAUUGAUAGAGAAAUUCGUUCACGAUCUCAUGGUGCAAGCGCAAUUGUUGCACCACCACCCCCACCAGCUAUUCCAAGAUCUCAACCUGUCGCACCAACUUCAAGCUUUGGUCCUUGUCCACCUGGUUGGCAACAAGUAAUUUUGACAGCUGCUCCUGGUGGACCAUGUCCACCUGGUACAGUACCAUAUACUGCGCAAACAAUAGGAGCUACUGCCGGAACUCAAACAGGCAUAGGUAGUUUUGGUGCAGUUGGAUCAUUUGGAGCAGCUGGUUCUGGAUAUAGUAGUUCAGGAGCUGGUCUUCCUUUUUCAUCACAAUGUCAAUUGAUUGCUGAUUAUAUAUUUGCACCGAGUACUACUGGUAUUAGUACAACAGGUGGAUAUAAAAAACAUACUAGUACUGCCAUUGUUGAACCAUUUCAAAGUGAACAAGUAUUAGAACGUAUUUCUGGUCGACCAACAAUUAUUGAAGUUUGGCAAAGACGAUCGAAAUCUGAAAAACCUGACAAACCACGUUCUGGAUCUCGAUCUCCAUCUCCACCUCGUCGUCGUUCACGAACUCCAAUAAUAGGUCCAUCGUUUGAUUUUGAACGAUUUCGUAGUGAAAUUCUUUCAGCUAUCGAACGUAUGGUACCACGUGCAGUAACAGGGCCUACUGAAAUACAAUGGACUGGACGUGAUGGUGGUACACAAACUCAGAUUCAUCCAAGUACAGGAGGUGAAACUCGAAUAGAACGUGAAACACGAGUAGAAACACCUGGCGAAGUUCGAGUUAUUGUACAACCAAUUCAACCUGUCUUUUACAUGCCUCGACAACCUACUGUCACACCAAAAAUAGAAAUUACACCGCAAAUUGGUCCUCCUCCUAUUAUUCCACAACAACAACCAACAACUCCUAGUGCACCUAAUGUUGUUUACGUUCCACGUAAUGUUUACGUACCUGUUAUUAAACCUGUUUUUGUUCCACGUGAACGUAAGCUAUUGAUUAUUUGAUUUUAUUCACAAAAAUAAAAAU